Molecule: messenger RNA, 2871 nt
Organism: Aspergillus mulundensis
Lineage: Eukaryota; Fungi; Ascomycota; Eurotiomycetes; Eurotiales; Aspergillaceae
Exons: 3
Coding region: 1-2871 (956 amino acids)
Source: RefSeq, a predicted model, not a curated record
AUGUCGUCUACUUCGUCCCCAUUGAGUGCAGGGGAGUAUGGCGAGAAGCUGAAGGACGAACUUUCUACGUAUUUGGCCGAUGUCAACACCAACGGCCCCUUUUUCACGAGCUCCGGGUCUGAAGCUGCUAUCAACCCAGGCCUUGACAUUCCUGGCGUCGGCGCGAUUUCCCUUCCUGUAACUCCAAACGUUCUCAAAGAAAUCAUCGAUGCUUUCCCUGCGAGCCCACGGAAAUGCUGCGAAUUGGCCGCUGGUCAAUUCUCCACUCGAAAUCCACAAUGGCAUAAGCAGAUCCGCCAGUAUUUGGCACAGGUUGCUGCGGAGCUGGUGAUUGAAACAGACCCCAGCCACAUUGAAGCCGAGCCGCGCAGCCUUGUAUUAUACAAUAAAGAUUCGGGGUCCUUCUUCCCUCUGUCCGAGGACUUAGUUACAACGGACGUGGAGGGUGUGUUCGGGACCCUCGCUAUUUGUCUGCCGUCGAAGCAUGAGGGUGGGGACGUUGUUGCGCCUCUCAGAGAUGGUAGUCAAGGAUAUAGGAGCUCGGCAAAUUCGGAAUACGGCUUCUCAUUUGCCGCAUGGUCACCAGACUUCAAGUACGACAUAGAGCCUAUCACGGCCGGAUACCGCAUACUCCUGAUCUACAACCUUCUUCAUCAAGCAUCAUGGGAGGCCAUGAGACGUCGAGGUCAGCUAAGCAGGCUAAUUCACAAUAGCCUCAGUUCUUGGGCAAGCUGGAGCGCAAGAAACGAUACAGUAUCAGAGGCCGCCGGUUUGCCUGUUUCCUCGGCCUUCUCUAAAGCCAUUGAUGAUUUAGAGACGCCUAUGCUUGCAUAUAUUCUCGAGGGCGAAUACGAAGACAAGGAGCUUAGCCUGGCUACCUUGAAAGAUGCUGACCGAGAGCGCAUGAUCUUGCUCAAAACAGCAUGCGAUGCACAUGGCUUUGAAAUACAUCUUGCCCGUUUAGAAAAACGCGAGUUCGGCGAGGUUGAAGGAGACGAUCACGAUUAUUGCGGCCCUGGCCGUCAUUGCUUUUACCCUGAACCCGAGUUCCAUGAGAUAACCCACCUCCUCGAGACCUCAUUUCAUCUAUCGGAUAUCACCGAUGCUUCUGGUAAGGAAGUUGUGUAUAAUACAAACAUCGAUGCGUCUUUGAUUCUCAACAUUGAUGCCUUCAAGGACGAGCCGGACCAGGAGGACUACGAGGAGUACUUUAUAGAUGAAGACUGGAAGGCAAUGCAUUUCUAUCGCCAAACUUGUAUCCUCAUACUUCCCGCAACUUUCCGAACUGCGUUCAAAUUCUAUGCUUUGGAACAUGGCAGCAUAUGUAUCGAGGAUCUUGUUCGCGAUUUACACCGACAAGUCGAGCAAUCUCCAGAUAACCUUAUACUCCGCCAGGAGCUCGUUAAAACCUGCUGGCGCGUAUCCGACAUCGUUUAUGGGGCCACAGAGGAUGUUGAUUUCGAUAUAAUCGAUGAUAUUAAACAAAUAGCAUUCAAGUACCGCGAAUGGGACAUCUUGUGUCGCUUUUUGGGGGAGUUAAAUCACCUGGACGGUCUUGCUGAUAUGUUUGCGAAGGGCAUCUUGGACCAUGGACUUGAGGAAUUCAAGAGCGGAUUUCACCGCCUGUGGCAGCUACCAUCAGAGAACGUUUUUGAGCCUGUUUGGCUAGUGAACAACACGGUCCAUGCAUUUUCCAGCCUUUGCAACGAUUUCAUUCCAAAGCGUACGGUUUCCGACGAAAUGCUCGCGUGGGAGCACGACAGUCUGUCAGUCCUUUUUGAUCGAAUCCUGGUUCGCCGGAACCUCGAUCAGCAGGCUGGGAGGGAUCUUGCAGAAUUCAUCGUGGAAGAUGGCAAGAAUGGCGUCCUAACGAGCAUAUCUCCGCUUCUCAUUCGCACCACAUCCAACGUUGAGUUUAUCAUCGCUUUUCUCACGGCGCUUGCGGAACAGGCCCCUCCGAGGAUCGCUCAGAGAAGACUUUGGUCACUCCAAAAUUCCGACACUCUAGAUGAGGAGACGGUAAAGAAUGUCUACGAGAGCAUCCUUCAAGCUGCGAUAAAAGAUCUUCGAAUCUGGAUAGCUAAACGGCCGCUGUCUCCUGAGCGCAAUCUUGAUUGGCGGUAUACCCCCUCCUCAAGAACCGAGGACUUAAUCGCAGCCGACCUCCUCGUCAAGAUGAUUAGGCAAUGCGAUUGCUGGGGAUUUCAGACCAAAGAACUGGUAAAAGCUCUCCAAAAAUGCAUAUCUAUUCCUGAAGAAGAGGAAGCCGGUGACUUUAUGACGAAGUUUUCCCGGCCGUUUAUUGUCUGUUUGUGCGGCUACCUCAAAGAAAAGUCUGAAAGAAGAAACUGGGAAAUCUUAUGCGAAGCGAGCAUUUCUGCCAAUCCUGAACUUGGAGCUGGGUCAGGCGGCGCUGCAGGUGAUGAAUCAAUCCAUACCCUGGAGCCCAAGUCAGAUCAUGGUAACAUGAGCUCCGCUUCAGAGCAAAUCGUCGUUACCAACGAGCAACACCUUGUUGAAUUGAUCAUAAAAGCUCUGGAGACCUACUUGACGAAAUAUGUACGACAGCCGCCCCAGCCCCCUACCACCUGGCAACAGACUCUACCCCGGACUUCCACGUGCAAUUGCACCGAUUGUCAACAUCUUAUAGCAUUCGUCACACAUCCCGAUCUGCCUGCUUGGCGAUUUACCAUGCCGCAGAAGCGCCGGGAACAUCUCUGGGAUCGGCUUGGUCCAACCUUCCGGCGUGAGAUUAUUAAAGACAGGAGUCCGUAUACUUUGCAGGUCACGAAACUCACCACGCAUACGACACUGCUUUUCAAGCUUGGCGGCAGAGAGUCAGUUCUGCUCAUUCGACACUCGAUGGCUUGA